Messenger RNA from Auxenochlorella protothecoides, 234 nucleotides. RefSeq lists its product as hypothetical. Lineage: Eukaryota; Viridiplantae; Chlorophyta; Trebouxiophyceae; Chlorellales; Chlorellaceae. The record is from RefSeq and is a predicted model, not a curated record. Bases 1 to 234 code for a protein of 77 amino acids. The transcript has 2 exons.
AUGAUUCUGAGCGGUGCAGUGAUAAUACACCAAGGGAUGCUGGCCUGUCAUCUGAUCCACAGCUACACGCCAUUCAGGUGCCUCCUGGUUGGUCCGGGGGGGGGCUCCACUGGUUGUUCCUCUCCCAAGGGGGUUUUACUCCUGGAGAUAGUGCAGCUGACAGCGGUGCAAGGCCCGCAAAGCCUUUGCCAUUCUCCAGAACAGCUCUGGCCCAAAUAUGCCACCUUCAAAUGA